Molecule: messenger RNA, 1377 nt
Organism: Mesocricetus auratus (golden hamster)
Lineage: Eukaryota; Metazoa; Chordata; Mammalia; Rodentia; Cricetidae
Gene: Nxnl2
Product: nucleoredoxin like 2
Exons: 2
Coding region: 490-960 (156 amino acids)
Biological process (GO): photoreceptor cell maintenance; sensory perception
Source: RefSeq, a predicted model, not a curated record
GGCGGAGCAGAAUUCGGGUCCACAGAAACAGGACCGGGUGGACUCGGUGGGGUGGAGUGGAGCGCUCCGGUGGGUGGGAUAUGGCGGAGAUGGUUGGUUUUGGGUGUCCAGAUAGGUCUGGCGUGAGCGAGACAGGACGCAGGUGGGCAAAGUGUGGCGGGGGAGGGCUCAGGUGGAUGAUGUGGGGCGAGGGUGAGUAGAGGCGGUCGCGGGUAGGUGAGGCAGGAUCGGGUAAGUAGAAGGUAGGCGGGAUUGGUGGCGUGGCUCUGCUUCUGGAGCGGGGCACCUAGCUGUCACCGCUAUGGCCGCAGCUUCUAGAGUAGCCAGUGUCUGCUAGCUCCUCCCGUGGGCUCAAGGUGCUCUGCUCCGCGGGAGGCGGGGCUGCGAGGCUCCCGGUGCUGCUCGAGGCUCUGCGUGCCCUGCCCGUAGACGGGUGGCAGCGCAGCCCAGGGGAUCGUCUCGUUGUGGUGUCCUCCACAAGCCGGGACGAUGGUAGACGUGCUGAGCGGGCGGCGCCUGGUGACCCGCGAGGGCGAGGUGGUGGAGGCGGAGGCGGCGCUGCAGAACAAGGUGGUAGCUCUGUACUUCGCUGCGGGUCGAUGCGCGCCCAGCCGCGACUUCACGCCGCUGCUCUGCGACUUCUACACGGAGCUGGUGAGCGAGGCGCGGCGGCCCGCGCCCUUCGAGGUGGUGUUCGUGUCGGCGGACCGCAGCGCGGAGGAGAUGCUGGACUUCAUGCGCGAGCUGCACGGCGCCUGGCUGGCACUGCCCUUCCACGACCCCUACAGGCAUGAACUGAAGAAGAGGUACGACAUCACAGUCAUCCCCAAGCUCGUGGUUAUCAAGCAGAAUGGAGCUGUCAUCACCAACAAGGGGCGGAAGCAGAUCCGGGAGCGCGGGCUGGCUUGCUUUCAGAACUGGGUGGAGGCAGCCGAUGUUUUCCAGAACUUCUUGGGGUGAAUCUGGAGGGCCCAGGGCAGGUGGUUGCUGCAAGUGCAGGGCAGACACCUUCAAAAAGGGGCUACUGAUUUUCUUCUCCGUUGGGGGAUUUCACAGUAGAGGCACGGCAGUAGGGCAGAGGGCAGAAACUUCGCAGGAAAGAACCACACCACCGUCCUGCUGUGGGUCCCAGGGUUCCUUCUGAACCAACUUACAUUUUCUUCUAUCUUUGCCCACCUGUGCUGAGGCUCCAGGCCACACCAACAGUGUGCUAUCAGAGAUCUAUGCAAGAUGCCCAUUCCUGCAGGUUGUUUUGGUAAAUUGAUCUAUGAGGUGAUGUGCUUCCUGAUGAUCUAUCACAUUUUAGUGAUGCUUUGGUAGGCAUAUUAAUCAAGUCUGCAGAAUGUGUAGUUUAAUAAACCAACAUUCAUGCCUUGA